AUGCUGGUGCUCAAACCUGAGCGUGAUCACUACAGAAGAGUGGGGAUAUUGAAUUUCCGAAAUAUCGGGGUGCAUAAGGAUCGCAGGGAUUUCACAGAGUCGAAGAGUGUCAUAAAGCGGGAGGAUGGGCGUUUUUGGAUGAAGGAUUUCAGGGAAAAGGGUGUUGAAGUGGAGUAG
Molecule: messenger RNA, 177 nt
Organism: Bipolaris oryzae ATCC 44560
Lineage: Eukaryota; Fungi; Ascomycota; Dothideomycetes; Pleosporales; Pleosporaceae
Exons: 1
Coding region: 1-177 (58 amino acids)
Source: RefSeq, a predicted model, not a curated record